GCCCUUCCCGGUUUGGGCUCUCAGUCAAUUUGAUCCAGGGUACUUAGAAAGUCUUUUACAAGCCUUGGCAAUUCAUCCUGUUCUUCGACUAUAUUGAACAGGCAAGGGCACGGGCUAUAAACAAGAUUUCCAAAGAGCGCCCAGACCUCACAUUCAACCAGCUGUAUGAUGAGGUUCAGAAUAAUCGUUCAAAUCGAAUUAAACACCAGAAGAACCCAAGAUAUGAAUUCCUGCCUCGUGAUUUUAACGCAUGCUGUUUUGAAGGAAAGCGACAAUGAAGACGGCGGCGAUGCUGAGCUUAAUGACGGUUUUGAUGAAGUGGAAGAGAACGAGGCUGAAGAUGAAGAGGGCAAUGACGACGGUCAUCCUGAGAAUGGCGAUCGGGCUCCCAUCAAUAAUACUGACCAUAACGGUCAUGAAAGUGACCACACAGCUGGUCAUGGUGAUCAAGAAGAAGAUCUUGCAGAACUCAGUGACCUCUUAGACAAUGGACCUAGGCUUCCAAUCCGCACAAGCACAUCAGUUUUGUCCAUCACUAUUUCAGAUGAUGAAGCAGAUGAGGUGGACGCAGACGGUGAACCUGUGGCACCAAUUACGCCGGCAUCUCAAGUUGAGAAUAUCGCAAGAAGACGAGAAGCGAGCCGCGAUCAGUCUUCAUCAUUGGGCCCACUAUCCAGUGAAGACAACUCCGCCAGCAUUGAAGAGCAACUCAUCCAACAAAAACAUUCAAUCCAUCUUGAAUAUGAAAGGUUGAAGACAUUAGUGAAGAAGGCAAAUGAAACCGCGGGAAAUCUUGCUAAAAGGUUAAAAGAAGAGAACGAGGCAGAUGCAGAGAAAUUGAAGCAAGUUUUGCUGAAUGAGAAUGCAUCUGAGGAGGACAUAAAAUCUGCAUUGAACCGUAUAGGUGACAAAGUGAUAAACAAUCACAAAAAACGCAAACUUGAGAAGGAUGAAAAUGACAAGAUGGAAAGAGUCGCGGUGAAGCUCGAAAAUCCUGAAUUUCAGAAAUUUUUCAAAAAUGAUUAUCGGCAACCCGAGCCCGCCUUAGCAAAUAUAAGCCGCCAAAGGCUCUCUUAGAAUUUCUUAAGAAGCAACUUGGAUAGCUAUCGGUAGCUCUUUAUAAUUUUUAGUCUAGCCCUUUUAUUAUUUAUAAACUGCUUUCGUG
Trichoderma asperellum CBS 433.97 is the source of this 1165-nucleotide messenger RNA. Lineage: Eukaryota; Fungi; Ascomycota; Sordariomycetes; Hypocreales; Hypocreaceae. The record is from RefSeq and is a predicted model, not a curated record.